This is a messenger RNA of Bombus huntii, 1810 nucleotides long. It is a transcript of the gene Ppt1, whose product is annotated as palmitoyl-protein thioesterase 1. Gene Ontology annotation, cellular component: lysosome. The record is from RefSeq and is a predicted model, not a curated record. The transcript has 10 exons. Bases 671 to 1570 code for a protein of 299 amino acids. Gene Ontology annotation, molecular function: palmitoyl-(protein) hydrolase activity. Lineage: Eukaryota; Metazoa; Arthropoda; Insecta; Hymenoptera; Apidae. Gene Ontology annotation, biological process: protein depalmitoylation; receptor-mediated endocytosis.
UAUCCAGUAAUAAUAAAGAAGGAAUAAUAAAAUAGCUUUAUUUAAAAAUUGUGGGGGUAAGUAUACAUUUGUUUUAUAUUUUAAUAAUUUUUAAUAUUCUGCAAAAUAUUGAAUAAGCAUUCAAUUUAUUAUGUCAGAACCUAGUGUAGCUUACAGUGUAUGCUCCAUUAAUCCACGUCUACGGCAUUCCAUGGUUAUAUAGUCGUAUAUAUAUAUAUAUAUAUACGAUCACGCCAUAUACUUAUAUCCCCUGAUAUUAUUGGUGUUAUUGGUAAUGUUGGUAAUAUCUGGUAUUUUAGUUAAUUGUGCAAAAAUUGGCAACACUCAUUCGUUAGUUGUUGGAGUUGGAUGUUGGUAAUACGAUUAUAAUGUCAGAGAGAAAUCUCUGAUAGAAAAACGGAAUAAUAAUCAAUUAAAAUCAAGUAAUAUAUAAGAUUUAUUGUAAUAAUUAAGUAAUUACGUAUAAAGUAUUUGAAUAGUGUUGUGAUAAAUAGUUAUAGUGCAAUUAUGAUUUCUUACAUGAAAGACUUUAAGGAUAAGAAUGAAAAUAAUAAAAUGGAAUGAAAUCUAAUAUCCGGGAACGUAUUUCAUGAAACCGAAACGGCUUGUUGGAUACAUGUAUGAAUAAUUGUUUCAUACAAUCCAUUCGUAUAAAAGGAAUUACAUAAUAAUGGGAAAAUAUAUUCUAUUACUAUUCUUUUUUUCGUAUAUAUAUCAAUUUGAUGGCGUGCAAAUUGAUUCUCCUCCAGUUGUUCUAUGGCAUGGAAUGGGAGACAGUUGCUGCUUUUCGUUUAGUUUGGGAGGAAUAAAAAAAUUGAUAGAGAAUAGAAUACCUAACAUUUAUGUGUAUUCUAUUCGAUUGGGAAAUAAUGAAAUAGAGGAUGUCGAACAUAGUUACUUUGGAAAUAUUAAUGAGCAAAUACAAGAAGUUUGUCAACAAUUGUCGAAAAAUGAACGUCUUAAAAACGGUUAUAACGCUAUUGGAUUUUCUCAAGGUGCUCAAUUUCUGAGAGCGGUAAUUCAAAGAUGCCCCAAUCCCCCAGUUAAGAAUUUCAUCUCCUUGGGUGGUCAACAUCAAGGCGUUUUUGGAUUGCCAAAUUGUGGAACAUUGAAACCUAAGAUUUGCAACUAUAUAACACGCAUAAUCAAAUAUGGAGCCUAUUUACAAGCAGUUCAAGGAAAAUUUAUUCAAGCAACGUAUUGGCAUGAUCCAUACCAAGAAGAAGAAUAUAAAAAGAAAAGUAUGUUUAUGGCCGACAUCAAUAACGAGCGUUAUAUUAAUGAGACGUACAAAGAGAAUCUUCAGAGAUUACGUACCAUGGUACUAGUUAAAUUUACUAAUGAUACCAUUGUCAAGCCUAUAGAAACGGAAAUGUUUGGAUUUUACAAACCAGGACAGGGAUCGUUAAUUCAAACAUUGGAACAAUCUGAUUUAUAUCGUGAGGAUCGUUUAGGUUUGAAAAUGUUACACGAUUCUGGGAGAAUUCAUUUUCUUAAUGUACAUGGGAACCACUUGCAAUUUACGGAAGACUGGUUUGUAGAUAAUAUAAUAAAAAAAUAUUUGUUAUAAGGAUUAAUAACAUUAAAUAAUGUAUAAAGAAUUAACCUUUUUAAAACAAAUGUUAUAUAUGUGUAUACAUAUGCACAUUUCACUAUCUUUGCUUAAUACAUAUAUCAUUAUUGUAUCUACGUAUUCCCUUCACUAAUGCACAUUCUUCUCCUGUAAUUGAAUGCUAUCGCAAUAAUUCAAAUAUGUAUACUUUUUGUAAAAACUAUACCUAUUCAUCAAUAAAUUUUUGUAUCUAUUAUA